Molecule: messenger RNA, 12468 nt
Organism: Plasmopara halstedii
Lineage: Eukaryota; Oomycota; Peronosporomycetes; Peronosporales; Peronosporaceae
Product: dynein heavy chain
Exons: 3
Coding region: 1-12468 (4155 amino acids)
Biological process (GO): microtubule-based movement
Cellular component (GO): dynein complex
Molecular function (GO): dynein light intermediate chain binding; ATP binding; ATP hydrolysis activity
Source: RefSeq, a predicted model, not a curated record
AUGCCAAUCGGGUACGGAUGUGAGCCAGAGCUGGCGUGGGUCGCGCCAAAACAGAAUGGGGAAGUUCCUAUUACGCGGUCUGGACACUCUUUCACUUUGAAAAGUUCCGGGACAGAAUCUAUCAUCUAUAUGUUCGGCGGCUGCGACCAUAAAUCACCACCAGGUCCUACCAAUGAUUUUUACCGUCUUGACGUCACGAACGGAUACACUUGGUCUAGGGUGACAAGCAUGCAGAGUGGAGACGAGAUACCAGUACCACGAUGGCGGCAUUCCGCCAUUCUUUUCAAGAAGGACAUUUUAAUCUUUGGCGGUUUUGCGGCUGAAAAGAGAUUGAAUGAUUUAUGGAUUUUUGACACCGAACAGAAGAUCUGGGAACAAAAAUAUGCUCAGAGCUUUUGGGAAGGGCUUCCUCAGUGCCGUGGAGCCCAUAGUGCCACGCUUGUUGGUGAUAAAAUGUACGUGUUCGGGGGCUACGGAGGAAAUGGCUUUGGUCGCACCGACUUUAAUGAUCUUCAUGUGUUGGAUUUGCAUUCAUUCAAAUGGCAAGAAGUUCAAACGGAGGGGGAGAAACCUGAGCCUCGCUCGGGGCACCAAACAUGCCUAGUCAAUCAACGUUUGCUCGUCAUUGGCGGGUGGAAUAGCUUCAAACAGUUCCAAGACAUCUUUAUCGUCGAUUUACCGACAAAGACAUGGAGUGUGUUGAGCACAUCGCUGCUUACUCCGAUCUGGAAUCAUACAUGUGUGAGUGUUGCAGCUGUACCGCACUGGAAAGUGUUUUUAUUUGGCGGUAAUAGCGGUGAUCUAGCCGAGUCUGGAACUGCGCAAGGAGUGUUUUUGAAUAGCACUUACGUGCUGGAUACGGGCAGUAUGGUGUGGCGAAAACCAUUGGUAAAAGGCAACCUUCCAAAAGCUCGUGCAGAUACUACUAUGGUUUUUGAUGCACAGUCUAACCACUUAAUCUUUUUUGGAGGAUGGGCAAAUCGCUGGUACAACGAUUUACACGUUCUCAACGCGAGUGAAAUUAUUGGACCUCCAUACUCAAUCUCUUCAAUCGAACCAAGACUUGGUCCUGUCACAGGGAAUGCAAAAGUGAAAGUGAUGGGAUCUAAUUUUACUGGCCAAAAUGCAACCUUGCGGUUUGCAGCUGCAAAAGGCUUUGUCGAUGUCGUAGGAGCUGUCUUCAGUUCUAGUAUCAUUCAGGCAACAACUCCAAGCUUUGAGAAGUUUGGUGCACUGACUUCUGAGGUUCGAGUGUCAAUGUCUGGCUGUAUGUUUACAAAUAUAGCGACCUCUUUUCGUUUUCACUCAGUUACGGUAGCCUCAAAGUCGCUAGCGUUUGGUCCUUGUGUGAUCGCUGCACUCAGUGAGAAUUGCUUAGCCGAGCUACCAACAACAUUCAUAAUCCAAUCUCGAGACAGAGAUGACAAUCCUCGUGACUGUGGAGGAGAUGAGUUCACUGUGAUUCCAAGGCAUUGUGAUGACCUCCCAACCCAAGCAAAUGAGACUGUUUUGAUUUUUGACAAGAAUGAUGGAACAUACGCGGUAACAUUUACCCCAUCUAGAGUUGGGAUGUAUGAGAUAUCAGUGGACUUCAACGGUACAUUUGGUGGUAUCUCCGGCCCAAUUCGAGGCUCACCGUUUACCGCAGUAUUCCAGCAUCCGUCUAGUGAGAACAAAUCUAAGUCUCUUCCACCACUUGCCUCACAGAAGGAUCUUGACUCUCCCGAGCUCAUUAGGCGUAUGAUGACAACGAUGAACAAGCGUAACGGUGAAUAUCGUCGAAUUCUGGUUGAUCUUCGCAAAGAUAUCCCCACUAACGCGACGGAUGGACUAGAGACUAUUCGAAAAGUAAAAGAAACAAUUCAUAAACUUGAGAUGGAUAAGAUUGCGAAUCACCUGGUCUUGGACCAAGUCCGUCAGCUUUUAAUGAGCAUUAAAAAAUGCGGAGGCCAUGUCGACAAAGAGAUCGCAGAAAUUGAAAGUAUGGAAAAAGUGUUUUUUGAUGUUACAAAACAGAUUCCAGCAACACAGAAACGCACGGAGGAACCAACGCGGAUAUUUAGUGAGAAAACUGAAGAGAGUAUAACCGCUUAUGAAAAGCUGAUUGCUCAGAAGGUCGAGACGCUCAAGACUUUGGAUUUUUGGUCAUAUAGGGUAGAGCCUGACAGCGGUCUAAAGAAAAUUGAAAGCUAUCUUGUCGACUGGAAUAUGGACAUGAAGAAGUGCGAAGAAAACACAAAAUUGUGCUCCAUAUUUGGCUUUCCGCAUCUAAUGAAUGAAACGCUUGGCAUGAUGCGUCUUAUGCGUGCAGAAGUUGACGCGAUGAAAACUGUAUGGGCAAUCAUUAAGCGGACAAAAGCCUUUUUCAAAGCUACGCGAGAUAUUUUGUUUCGAGAAGUUGAUGUGAAUGCACUCCAGAUUGAAGUGCAGUCUACAUUGAAAGAACUGAAGAAAAUCCCGAAAGAUAUCCAGUGGUGUGAUGCUUAUACUUCGAUCUUACAGGAGUGCCAGGCGUUCGACAAGACUCACCCCCUCAUCCGCUGCUUGUCAUCAAAUUAUAUGCGUCUGAGACACUGGAAACGUAUCAUGGUCCACACAGGUGAAUUUCGGGUGCCCGAAGAUGAUCAUGAUCAGCGACUUUCAGUAAUUCUAGAUAAAAAUCUUUUUAAAUUUGGUUCGGAAAUCAGCGAGAUUUGCUACGAAGCGGAGAAAGAACAAGAGCUUGAGCUUCGGUUGAUCGAGCUAGAGAGUCUUUGGGUGGAGGUUACUUGGGAAUUUACAUCAUACAACCCAGGGGCGGCGGAGGAUGCUAUUGUGCCUCUUUUGAAAAUAUCUGAAGAAAAUUUUGAGCUACUGGAGUCACACCAAAUUGAUGUGCAAGGAAUGAGUGCUUCACCAUACCAGUCAGAAUUUGAACCUCGUGUUACAAAGCUUCAAAAUGGCCUCUCAUCUAUCAACGAAGUCGUGAUACUGCUGGGCGAUAUUCAGAGGUCUUGGAGCUAUUUAGAACCGCUAUUUAUUCAAUCCGAAGAAGUGAAGAAGCAGUUGCCUGAGCUGACGACAGACUUUGAAGAAAUUGAUAGGGAGAUUCGCCAAAUUUUGAAAAGUGCUUUGAAGACGUUAAAUGUGCAGCUUUCAUGUACGGAACCAGGUCUCAUUAAACGCUUAGAGAUUAUCGUCGAAAAACUGGAAAGGUGCAAGCACCGCCUCAAAGAGUUCCUUGACGGGCGUCGUCGCCAGUUUCCCCGCUUUUACUUCAUGUCAGAGGCAGAUUUGCUAGAUAUUUUGUCGAAUGGGUCACACCCCGAGCGCAUCAUGCCUCACUGCUCGAAGAUUUACCUGGCCACCAAGACGCUUACACUUAUGGAUCGCGGACCCGGCAAACGGCCACUCGCUACAUCUUUUGUUGCUGGUGUUGGGCAUGAGAUUGUUGAUUUCUUUGAGCCUCCAAUACUGGAAGGAGAGGCCGAAAUUUAUCUGGAGACUAUUAUGCGUGCGAUGAGGUUGACGUUGUUUAAGCAUAUAGAGCGUUCACUUGUAGCUUAUACAGAAAUGCCUCGCGUUAAUUGGAUCAACUUUCGAGACGAAAGCCACAAGCCUAUGGAUGCAGCUCAGAUUAUCCUUCUCGCAGCAGGAGUGCACUAUGUCGAAGAAGUUGAGCAUUCUUUUCGUUCUAUUCAGGCGGGUGAUAAAAAUGCUUUGAAAGACUACAAUACGACGCAGGAGAAGCAACUUGAGGACCUGAUAAAGCUGACGCAGAGCGAUAUUUCGUAUGCUGAAAGACAGCGUGUGAUGGUGCUUAUUACGAUGGAUGCUCACGGUCGAGACAUUGUGGCAAACAUGAUACGUGCAGGAGUGCAGGAAGCAACUCACUUCCAGUGGCAGUCUCAGCUAAAACACUACUUUUCACCCGCAGCAGGAAGUUUUCUAAAGCGGGAUAUGACUUUUCGAGGAGCUAACGACGCACGUGCUCAAAUACUAAUUUGUGACGCUGGGAUCCCGUAUGACUACGAAUAUCUUGGCAACGGCCCUCGACUUGUAAUUACUCCGCUCACAGAUCGAAUAUAUGUGACGGCGACACAGGCACUAAAUUUGCAGAUGGGAUGUGCUCCCGCUGGCCCUGCAGGGACUGGCAAGACAGAGACAACGAAAGAUCUAGCAAACGCUCUUGGAAAAGUCUGUUACGUAUUUAACUGCUCGCCUGAAAUGGACUUCAAGAGUCUAGGAAACAUUUUUAAAGGUCUCGCGUCAUCAGGAUCUUGGGGCUGUUUUGACGAGUUUAAUCGCCUGGUUCCAGAAGUUCUUUCGGUCUGUUCUGUUCAAUUUAAGGCCGUGUGUGAUGCAUGUAGAGCUGAUGACGAUAGGUUUGUACUCGAGAACGACGAAGUAACGCUCGACCCAACAGUUGGUGCGUUCAUUACGAUGAAUCCCGGAUACCUUGGUCGCUCCGAGCUGCCUGAAGGCCUUAAAGCAUUGUUUCGACCAAUGACUGUUAUGGUACCCGAUCUCGUGCUGAUUUGCGAGAAUAUGUUGAUGGCAGAAGGAUUCACCCAGGCUAAAGUUUUGGCGUCAAAGUUUUAUGGCUUGUACUCAUUGCUUGGCCAGCUUCUGUCCAAACAGCUGCACUACGACUGGGGCCUUCGAGCUGUGAAGAGCGUGCUAUGUGUCGCUGGUGCUUUCAAGCGUGCCGAGCCAGACAUACCUGAAACCGAUUUGCUCAUGCGUGCAUUACGAGAUUUCAACAUUCCAAAGAUUAUUGCAGAAGACAUGGUUGUCUUCUUUGGUCUUCUCGGGGAUCUUUUCCCGCGCGACAAUCCAAAUGUGGACGUACGCAAUGACCCCCCACGAAAGCGCGAUAUGGAGCUUGAAUCAAUGGUGCAGGGUGCUUCAGAAUCGAUUGGCAACACACCUCGGCCCGAAUUCAUGCUCAAAGUCGUACAAUUGUCAGAAUUGCUUGCAAUACGUCACUGCGUCUUCGUUAUGGGACCACCCGCCUCUGGCAAAACGGAAACGUGGAAAACACUGAAAAAAGCUCGUGAGAUCAUGGGCACACCGGUGGAGACGCAAGACUUAAAUCCUAAGUCCGUUAGUACUAACGAACUCUACGGAUAUAUUGUGCUCAAGACGCGUGAGUGGAAAGAUGGUCUUUUAUCCCGUAUUAUGCGUGAUCUGGGCUCUCGUCGUCGUGACAACGGCGAUGAAGAUUUAAACCCCAAAUGGAUUAUUCUGGAUGGAGAUCUUGAUGCAAAUUGGAUUGAGUCGAUGAACUCUGUCAUGGACGAUAACAGAAUGCUCACGCUGGCUUCAAACGAGCGUAUUCCACUAAAAGCACACAUGAGAAUGAUAUUUGAGAUCCGUGAUCUUGUGUACGCCACGCCAGCUACCGUGUCACGUGCUGGAAUUCUGUACAUAUCAACGUCGGAGGGAUAUCAAUGGCGCUGCUUGAUUAAUAGCUGGCUUGAUCGGCACUGUCAACAACCCAUCGACCCUCGUCAGACUGAUGUACUGUUCACUGCCGACACACGCGUUAAAUUUCAAGGACUUUUCGAUCAGUAUAUCGAAUCUACUCUAAAAUUUUUUCGCAAGAAGCUUGUCCCGGUGGUUCCCGUAGAAGAAACGACGCUCGUGACCACGUUGCUUAACAUGAUCGACUGUCUAUUAACUCCUCAAAUUCUAUCAGAUUAUAAUGCGACGCAAAAUGUGUUUGUGUUUUGCUGCGUGUGGUCAUUCGGAUCCAUCCUUACGAUAGGUGAUGAUGGUACGGACUACUCAGCCGACUUUAGUAACUGGUGGAAGAAUCAAUGGAAGAAUGUUAAAUUGGUAGCUUCGGCAAGCAACACGGUAUAUGAUUUCUGGUUGGAUCCUGAGACUUCUAAGUUUACAUCAUGGUCCAAAAGCCCAUAUUUUUAUACAGAGACGUACACAUCCCCUAGUCCAAUUAACCAGAUCACGGUACCGACCACAGAGACGGCAUCAGUUGGAUUCUGGCUUGAGAAACUGAUCUUAAACAACGUUCCAGUGAUGGUGUGUGGACCAGCUGGUACCGGUAAAACUCAAAAUAUUAUGGGCAUGUUGAAAAAGCUUAGUAAGGAUGAAACGGCCACAGCAUAUCGCUACAGCACCAUUAAUUUUAACUUUUACACGACAAGUGCGAUCUUGCAGCAAACAAUGUUUGGACAGCUGGAGCGUAAAACGGGUAUCAACUUGGGUCCACCCGGAAAGACACGUCUGAUUUAUUUUAUGGAUGAUUUAAAUCUACCCGAGGUUGAUCCUUUUAACACACAGAGUGCUAUUUCACUGUUACGUCAAGUAAUGGAAUACAGGCAUUGGUUUGACCGCGUUAAGCUACUACCACAGAACAUCAUGAAUGCGCAGGUGGUCUCUGGUAUGAAUCCCACUGCUGGUUCUUUUCUCAUUGACCCGCGACUUCAACGUCACUUCAGCACGUUUGCUAUGGGUAUGCCGGAAGCACCAAGCUUAGUCACGAUAUAUGAAACCUUUCUGGGUGGGCAUCUGUCGGGAUUCGUAGAUGAAUUGAGCAACUCGCAGUUCAUUAACGCUUUAAUCAAGGCUGCGUUGAGCUUACAUGCUAGUGUUGUGAGUACUUUUCGAAAAACGGCGGCAAACUUCCACUAUGAAUUUAAUGUUCGCCACUUAUCUAGUGUGUUUCAAGGGCUGAUUGCCUCUAAAAAGGAUCGAUUUUACAGUCAGGAAAAAUUCGUGUUUUUGUGGCUGCAUGAGAGUGAACGUGUGUACGGCGAUAGGCUCGUGUCAAAGACUGAUAUCGAAAAGUAUAAUCAACUUUCACAAGUACAAAUAAAGAAGUCGUUUACAUCGUGCAAUAUCAGUCGAUAUUAUGCAGCAGAGAACUGUUGGCCCCUCAUUUUUUGCCAUUUUACAAGAGAUGGAGAUUCCGAGUACGACCAAGUUGUGGGCACAAAUUUAGACAAUCUCAAGACGAAUCUACAUGCUCAUCUACGUGAUUAUAACAAUAAUGAAAAUAAUACUGCGAUGCAGCUUGAUCUAUUCGACGAUGCUGUUAAACAUGUCGCUCGCAUUGUUCGUAUUUUGCAAAACGAGAGUGGUCACGCCCUACUGGUAGGUGUGGGAGGUAGUGGAAAGCGAUCAUUAGCUCGUUUGGCCUCGCACAUUUGUGGCUAUACCGUUCGUCAGAUCACUAUCAGCUCUAAAUACGGUGAAAAUGAAUUUAAGGAUGAUCUGCGCAAGAUGCACAUGACAGUGGUCGAUAUGUUGUCACGUAAUGAAGAGAGUGGAGGUGUUGUAUUCUUGCUCACAGACUCUCAAAUUACAAACGAAAAGUUUCUUAUCUAUUUAAAUGAUCUGCUUGCCUCUGGUGAGAUCCCGGAUCUAUUUGCUCUUGAAGAUACGGACAAUAUUGUCAACCUCUUGUCGCCAGUUGCGGGCACGAAAGACCGAAAUGAAGUUAUUAAGUUCUUUCAAGCUGAAAUUCGAAAGCGACUUCACUUGUGUCUGUGCUUUUCACCUGUCGGUGAUGAUUUUCGCAAUCGUGCGCGUAAGUUCCCUGCUCUAGUCAACUGCACGGUCAUUGACUGGUUUCAGCCAUGGCCAAAAGAGGCUCUUCUUUCUGUCGGUUCCGAGAAGUUGAAGGAGAUAGGUGACUUGUUAGGACCUGAUGAAUGUCGCGUAGGAAUCGAGAGAUUUAUGCCGUUCUCGUACCAAUCAGUAAAUUUGUGUGCUGAGCGGUUCUUCCAGACAGAGCGCCGUCACGUUUAUACGACACCUAAGUCAUAUUUAGAGCUGCUUCAAUUGUAUAAAAAGAUUUUGCGUAAAAAAGUUGGAGAGUAUGCGGCGGCCAUUGAUCGCUUAGAAAAAGGCUUGUUGAAACUCAAGGAAACUGGAGAUACAGUGUCACGGCUUGAAGUAGAGCUUAAGGUCAUUCUCGAGGCUGCUGAAGACAAGAAAGCUGUGGCGUCUGGUAUUGCCGAGGCUGUGAAUAAGGAAAAGGUCAAUGUAGAAACUGAAAGCAAAAACGCAAGCGACGAAGCUGCGAAGUGCGCAAUUAUUCAGACAGAAGUGACCGAAAAGCAGAGGUCGACGCAGGAGGAUCUUGCAAAGGCCGAACCUGCUGUCCAGCAAGCGAUGGCUGCACUGGACUCCUUAAACAAAAAGGAUCUGGGAGAGUGUAAGACCAUGUCAAAGCCCCCAGCUGGUGUAGACGAUGUCUUUUCUGCGACGAUGGUUCUGCUCGCUGGUGUGCAUCCAAAUGUGCAAGUCACCAAGACCGGUAAGGUGAAAGAUGUCAAGUGGGACACCGUUAAAAAGCAGCUUCUCGGGAACAUUCCUGAGUACAUUGAGUAUCUGGUUGGCUUCAAGCAAGUGGUUGACGAAGGCAAAGUACCCACCACAAAUUGGAAAGAAGUACGCGCGUAUUUGGAAAUGGAACAUUUUAAUUAUGACACAAUUCUCACAAGAAACAAAGCCGCUGCAGGGCUGUGCUCUUGGGUGAUCAACAUUGUCAUGUACUACGACAUCGUCAUCACCGUUGAGCCAAAGCGUCAGGCUUUGGCUGCUGCCAACUUGGAAUUGGAGGCUGCAAAUGCACGUCUAAUCGAAGUGACAGCAUUAGUUGCAGAACUGCAAGCAAAGCUAGACAAGCUUCUCGCCGAAGCCGCUGCAGCUGAUAAAGAGAAGGAAGACGCAAUUAAUGCUGUUGAGAUCGGCAACCGUAAGAUGAAGCUUGCAGGCACACUAACAAAUGAUCUCUCUAGUGAAAACGAUCGGUGGGGUAUUAAUGUGUUGCAACUUCAGAAGGAAAAAGAGUUACUAGUGGGUGAUGUGCUACUUGCUUCGGCCUUCAUCUCUUACAUUGGUCCAUUCACGAAGCCGUUCCGUGACGAACUAAUCACUAAACAUUGGAUGCCAUUCUUACUGACAGCUGCGGGAGGAAAAAGCAUUGCCAUGUCUGAAGAAGCGAACCCACUUGUCAUUCUGACGAAUGAUGCUCAGAUUGCGCAGUGGAACACUCAAAAGUUGCCGUCCGACCGUGUGUCUAGUGAGAAUGGGGCCAUUGUAGUCACUACGGUAUCUAUGGGACGUCGCCCGCUUAUUGUAGACCCACAAUUACAAGCAAUCGCAUGGAUUCGUGAAAUGGAGGCGCACAACAACCUCAUUAUUGUUCGAGCAGGACAAAAAAGGUGGAUUGAGCGCCUUAAGACAGCUAUCGGUACCGAUGGUGCUUUCUUAAUCGAGAAUUUGGGGGAAAAGAUUGAUCCGAUUUUGGCACCUGUGAUUCAGCGCUCAACCUCACGACGUGGUGCACGCUACGAAAUCCAGAUUGGUGAUGCGUCCGUGCCGUACAAUGAUAACUUUCACUUGUACUUGCAUACGAAGCUGGGCAACCCACAUUACCCACCUGAAAUUCAAGCAGAGUGUACCAUUGUAAAUUUUACAGUUACAAUGCUCGGACUGGAGGACCAGUUGCUUAACCUUGUCGUAUCCAAAGAGCGUCAGGAUCUUGCUGUAAAGCGCGAAGAAUUGAUUCAAGAACAAAACAAUGGUAAAAUCGAGCUAAAAAAACUGGAAGAUGAUAUUCUUUUCUAUCUCGCAAGUGCCGACGACGAUAUCACGAACAACCAACCUCUGAUUCAGAUCUUAAGUGACACUAAACACAAAGCACAACGUACACAGAUCAAUAUGGAGGUCGCCAAGAAAACACAAGAGUCGGUAAACAUUACUAGUGAAAAAUACCGCCGUAUCGCUGCGCGAGGCUCUUUGCUCUUUUUUCUUAUGAAUGACAUCAGCAAGGUGCAUUCGUACUACAUCUACUCCCUUGCAUCGUUCCAGCAAGUUUUCUUGUCUGGUAUAUAUCGCGCUCCACUCUUAAAAAAACCCACAAUUUGCGAUGAGGAUGUUGUAACAGAAAGUGAGAGUGCACCUGUACCUGAAACUUCGACGGGAAGUGAAGGGGGCAUAGGAGACGAUAUUGCUGCUGAAACUGAUCUUACUCUUUUGGACCUCACUAAUGAAGAGAUGAACGAACGCUGCCAGGUACUCAUGGACAGCAUCACAUUGUGUGUCUACAACUACGUUCGCCGUGGACUUUUUGAACGAAACAAACUAACGGUAGCAACAAUGCUAUGUUUCAAGAUUUUGCUAAAAGAUGGGUUGUUAAACGAUUUUGAGGUCGAGUAUUUUCUCAUCAGCAAAGCCCACCCAGAUGCAGGAAAUGCUGGUUCAGCUUCGGAAUGGCUACCUGCAGCCAUUUGGGGUAAAGUGAAAGCACUCGAAAAUGUCAAAGCUUUUCAAGGUCUAGGAGACGGCAUUCAGAAUAAUCCUGAUGAGUGGCGAAAGUGGUUUGCGAGUGAAGAUGUUGAGCGACAGGAAGUGCCUGGUGAAUUUACAAAAUUGUCUGCUUUCCAACGACUGAUCUUACUGCGUGCCAUGCGACCUGAUCGCGUCACCAGUGCACUUCGAACUUUCAUUCUUGAAUCCAUAGGCGAAGAUUAUAUCAAUCAGCCACCAUUCAGCAUGGAGGCGACGUACGCAGAGACAAACUCAAGCAUUCCUAUUUUUUUUGUCCUAUUCCCGGGUGUUGAUCCAACGCCAUGGGUGGAAACGCUCGGAAGAUCUAAUGGAGUGAGUUUGGAAAACAACAAUUUCAUUAAUAUAUCGAUGGGGCAAGGCCAGGAAGCGUACGCAGGUGAAGCGCUGAAGCGUUUAAGCAUAGAGGGUGGCUGGAUAAUCUUGCAAAAUGUGCAUUUGAUGCAAUCGUGGUUGCCAACUCUCGAGCGCCAACUGGAAGAGGUUGCAAUUGAAGGUGCUCACGAUCUCUUUCGAUGCUACAUUUCGGCUGAACCCCCUCCACUUCCUGACAUGCUGAAUAUUCCUGAGUCACUGCUUCAAAGCUGUAUCAAGGUAGCGAACGAGGCACCGUCAGAUAUCCAGUCAAAUCUGCGUCGUGCCUGGGCGAAUUUUGAUGAAGAAAAGAUACAGGCUUGCACUAAACCAGAAGAAUUCAAGUCUUGUUUGUUUGCUCUGUGUUGGUUCCACGCUAUUGUGCUGGGACGAAGACGGUUUGGACAGCAAGGGUGGAGUCGAGCUUACAGCUUUAACACAGGAGACCUCACGAUAUGUGCUAAUAUUUUGCAUUCGUAUCUGGACAACAACGCCUCCGUUCCGUGGGACGAUCUGCGCUAUCUGUUUGGUGAGAUCAUGUAUGGUGGUCACAUUACGGAUGCCUGGGAUCGUCGUACUAACAAUACAUACUUGGCGGUUCUUAUAAAUCCGGAGCUACUAAACGGUAUGGAAUUAGGCCCAGGCUUUAAGUCUCCAAGCCCGCACGAGUUUUCGUUUGCUGACUUCGCAAACUACAUUGAAAAAGACAUGGUUCCUGAGGCACCGCCUCUCUUUGGCCUUCACCCGAAUGCUGAAAUUGGCUAUCUUACUACAACUUGUGAGACACUAUGUUACACGAUUGUGACUGUCGGUGGUGGUACAGGUGGUGGAGAGGAAGGAGGAGGUGACAAGACGGCAGCACUGCGUGCAUUCAUCGACGACUUAGGAUCGCGUUGUCCCGAGUCUUUUAACAUGCUAGACGUGAUUGAAGCUGCAACGCCUCAAUUAACUAAAGAACACGGUCCGUUUGUGGUGGUAGCAUUACAGGAAUGUAGCCGUAUGAACGUUCUACUACAGGAAAUCCGAUUAUCCCUUGGCGAUCUUAAAAAGGGCUUAAAUGGACAGCUCAAUAUGUCGCAAGCGAUGGAAGACUUGGCCACAGCAAUGUCGUUAAACGAAGUACCUGGACGCAACCCCUUCUCGCAGUGUAAAUGGGAGAAGAAGGCUUGGCCGUCGACGAAGUCGCUCAGCGGCUGGUUUGCUGAUAUGGUGAAGCGUCAUGAACAGCUUAGUAUGUGGACUGGUGACACUACUGGAGGAGGAGAAAACUGCUUUGUCACUCCGUAUUCUAUUUGGUUGCCGGGUCUCUUCAAUCCCACUGCGUACACGACGGCGUGUCUGCAAGUUACAUCACGAAAACGGUUCAUGCCUUUAAACCGAAUGACAGUGGAGACACACGUAACCACAAUUCAGGAUCCUUCAGCUGUUUCAUGUUAUCCAGAUGACGGUGUAUUUGUGCAUGGACUUAUUCUGGAGGGUGCGCGAUGGAGCACGCUGGAAGAAAUUAAUGAUCGCUAUUCUGUCGGAACGACACCGCCUACUGAGUGUGGGGGCUCGUUGCUGGACAGUCGACCCAAGGAGCUACUUUGGAAUAUGCCAGUCAUGUACGUCAAGGCCGUGACUACGUCUCCAACUUGGGAACCUUCCUCGGUGGGCUACUUACGUCACGAUCCAAAUAUCUACGAGUGCCCAGUAUAUCUAACUCGUUUUCGCGGCCAUACGUACAUCUUCCUUGCGACGUUGCCGACCGACUGCGGCAGUGCCAAGUGGGUACUACGCGGUGUCGCACUUAUCUUUCAGGACGAUAACUAA